Linum trigynum is the source of this 3875-nucleotide messenger RNA. The record is from the annotation of a GenBank genome assembly. NCBI's taxonomy places the organism in Eukaryota, Viridiplantae, Streptophyta, Magnoliopsida, Malpighiales, Linaceae.
UCAUAUGAAAUAAAUCUAACGUGACCCAUUUUAAAUACAUUUUUAUUUUUAGAAUUUGUAUUCAUAUUUUAUGUUAGAUCUUUUUUAGGCAUUUUUCAUUACCUUCUAUAUUAGAAAGUAAUUUUGAUAGUUUUUCAGCAAAACACUUAACAAUUUUUUGUAAUACCUCUUGAAAAGAUCCAGAGAAGCUAACUUCAUUCUGCAAAAGUUACAUCAUGAUCAACUACUAGCCAUACGAAUUGAAACAUUGACGUCAUGAAAGAAGUUUGAACAUAAAUAAUCUAUUUGACGACCCUUCUACCUUAUGCAAGUUCAUCCACCAUAUGCUAUUGUAAAUAACAAACCUAUGAAAAGAAUGAUUAAGAAUGAAAUAAGAUUACUUUCACUUUUGGUCAAAAUUAAAACUUUUAUUCUUUAAAAUAUUUAUUUUUCUGAUACGCGAAACAAUAGCGAGCGGGCUUUUGCUAGUAAAUUAAACUUGUGUGUUUUGCUGUUGUAGUGAGUUAAAUGCAUCAUAUCAGAUGGUUUCUUAGUCUACAUGCGGAGAUUUUCAUUUUUACCAUUCAAUUCGCGCUAUUUAAUUAGCAUCCUUCUUCCCCUUCCGGCUUCCACUUAUGAUUAAUUAAUUUAAUCAGUCUAUUUCCCGACCCACUUGAUUUUAUUUUUAUUUUUUUUGAAAAAAGGGAGGCAGGAUGCCAAAGAUUACAACAGAGAAGAACCGAAAUCACCCAAGGAGAGCACAAAGAAAAUCAUUAUAGGAGGAAGACCACUCCAGCAGCAGACAGCCCCGUUAAAAUUAUCCAUGCGUUUGCAGAACCAUCCUGGGAAAGCUUACUCCCAAAGUAUCCUCAAUGAGAAUCCGCCGUAGCUCGUUUGGAGGAUUCAUUAGCUCAUGCGUACCGAAGGGAUAGACGAGACUGUGCUUCGAGAGCCAGUCCGCAGCUCUAUUCCCUUCUCUAUACGUAUGAACUAACUGCACCACCCAGUCCCGACCCACUUGAUACUGCUCAAUAAUUAACCAUGGUAUUAAUAUCACUCAAAUCCGUAAUCAAAUAGCUAGUAAUGACUAAACAUUACCAAAAAAAACAUUUAAGAACCUCAAACUUUAACUAAUCCGGUAUGCCCUUACAGCUUCCUAUCUAGCUAGCUAGUUACAGACUUUUCAUCAUUCUCAAUUCUAACGUUUAAAAAACCAUCAGCUGCCCCAUAAUUCCCUCUAUAUAAAAGCCUACCAAAUGAUCAUCAUUCAUCAUCAUCGUCUCCUCACUCGCAAAGAAAAAAACAAAGAGAACAUCGAAUAUGACUGCUGCUCACAUGAAGCUCGUAACUCCAUUCCUCCUCCUCCUCCUCCUGGCCCUCCAUCCGUCCGCAAGGCCCACCACGGCGGCGGCGCGUGACCUCUCCAACCUCCCCGACUCCUCGUCGUCCACGUCACCAUCCACCCCGCUGGCGUCGCGGCUGAAGCUGGACACGGCGGGGGGAGGAGGAGGAGGAGGAGGAGAGACGACGACGAGCAACUGCUGGGAGUCGCUGAUGGAGCUGCAAGCGUGCUCGGGGGAGAUCAUCCUCUUCUUCCUCAACGGCGAGACUUACUUGGGCCAAGGGUGCUGCCGGGCCAUCCGCGUCAUCGCCCACCACUGCUGGCCCAACUUGAUGGACACCCUGGGCUUCACCGACGAGGAGAGCGACGUGCUCGAAGGCUACUGUGAUCGAGCCGACGACGACGACGGUGAUGAUGGAAGGGACGGUGGGGAUGGGGGUUCUAGUACUCCAACACCGACGACGCCCAAUAUUCCGCCUCAUGAUCAUCACUUGCCGCCCCCGCCGGCUCCGCCAGCUCGUGUGGUGGCGCAGUCGGCAGGGCAUGAUGUGGUCGUGCCGGAGCAGGUCAGCGGCGACGUCGUUCCUUGAGGAUUCUAUAAUAUGUUUUUUUGGAGUUUGUACGUGCGUUAUGAUCAUGAGGAUGUAAUUAUAUAAGAAUAAAAUGCCUUUUGGAAUGGACCCGAUCGAGGUGAAUAAUAACAUAUAUUAUUAUCUCCCUCUCGUGUUCUUUGUGCUGUUCUUCUGGUUUGGAGACUUUGUCCGUGCUUUGUAUGUUCGCUUCCUUUAAUUUUAGAGCCAAAUGCUUGUAAGUUUAGUUGCUACGUCUAGUCAUCAAAAUACACAGGAGAUUACUAGUUGUUCAAAACUCAAAAGUAAAAUGCAGUAGUCAAUCAAAUGUCGAGCUACCGAUAAAAAACCGUUUUAAUUUUGCAGUAAAAUAAGUAACCAUAUUAGUUGAAGCAGAGUAUAAACAAAAUCGAAUAACUUCUUUUAGGACCACUCCCACCCUGUGAACAACUAGUUGCGAAUCUCCACAAGUACAGAUAUUAGAUAAACCAUGAUUUAAACACCAAAACAUUGCAUCUCUUAAGGCCAUGAACUCCAUUAAGAAAUGGAUCGAAUCGAACAUACCUUCAUAAAACUUACUGAACGCGCAGGCUAAAGAUGAGUCACCUGUGAACCCUGCAGAUCCAAUACUCCCUCCCACAUCUCGGCCAAGGGGACAAUCAAAUCGAACCAGGAACCCGCUUGUGGGAUAACGCACCUCAUGGGACUGACGGCCGUGGCCUUGCCCUGCACGAACUCGAGGAGUACUAGUGUUCUGGCUAGAGGCCGCCUCAAUCCACCCUUCUACGUACAUGUACUCUGAACUGACAGAAGUGGGGUCCUGGUAUAUAUUUUAUGUGGUCAUGAGUUGACUAGCAACGUCCCUUACAUAAUCACCAUGGGGCGGGUCCACGAUAUUCGGAGGACCUGUUCGAAAAUUUAAAAUGCGACUUAAAUUUUUUUCCCGAAAAUUGGAAAUGUGGCCCUAAAAUUUAAUAUAAGACUUCAACAACUUCAAGUUCGAAAAGCUUCUUCAUGCUGUAGGCCUGUAGCAACAGUCACUGGAAUAGUUAAUAAGAGCAUCUCCAACAAUGCAAUCCUUCUUCACUUUCAAGUGUGGUCCCUACUGCCACCUAAGCAACUUUAGCAAUUAUUUCACUCAUCAAUUUCAUACUAGCUACAUCAAUGUCAUUUCAAUGCAAUUGCACUUUUGGGUCCCUCUUACAUUUUAAUAACACACAAAUGGCUGGGAAAAGAAGAAAGAAAAACAAACAAAGGACUCACUUGCAAUUGUAUGUAAGAUUUUCAUGGUGUGCAAAUUUUCAUCAAAAGUGGUCUUGCAUCAAUGUUAUCCACUUUUUCAAUUGCACAUGGAUGCCACCUCACCUUGCAACUCCCUCCAUUUGCACCAUUGGAGAUGCUCUAAGAUUCUAUAAAAUAUGCUUGCAUUAGAAAAACAAUCGAAAAUUUCCAAAAAGAAUAAAAUUUCAAAAAACAAUAUGCUUGCAUUACAAUAAUUAGUCAUAUCACAUAAUGUCAAACUAUUUAUUGUUGAUUUAGUUAUUUUUUCCUCUAUACUAUUGGUGGCUUGUACCUAACUAUUUUGUUUAACGUUUAAUAAAUUAAUGUGAAUUAUUUGAUUAAUUUAGCAUUACUGCCUUGGUAGUACAAGCAACUGAUUAAUUGCCGAAAUUGAAUUAUUUUCCCCCUUGGAGAGCCGACAAUGAAGAAAGUUAAAACAACAAAUUUAAUAAUGAUAAUAAUGAGGCAUCGUCAAUUACCUCUUUUUCUAUUUAGGAAACACACGACAAAGAAUAAGUUAUGUUAUAUGGUUUGAAAUUUUUUUAAUAAGAAAAUAAGUACUUGUCUCAUGUGAUUCGUUCGUUCCUUUAACCUUCGGACUUAAAUGUUUUAUUAUUGUUAUAGACCCAUUAUCAAAAUCCAAUUCAUACACUUUCUAUCAUUUUAAAUUUAUAAUCGAAAUCUAAUAAUUUCUAAUAGUAAUU